Messenger RNA from Dentiscutata erythropus, 359 nucleotides. The record is from the annotation of a GenBank genome assembly. NCBI's taxonomy places the organism in Eukaryota, Fungi, Glomeromycota, Glomeromycetes, Diversisporales, Gigasporaceae.
ACAACAAUAUCCUACUAAUUCACUUAUAGAAGCACGAUACCAAAGUGGAAAUAAACCAUUUUAUAAUUGGUACAAUGUGCAAUCUUUAGGAUAUUAUCCAACACAGUUAAAAUUUACUCAGAAAAAUUUAAAAGAAGGUAUUCAAUAUCCAAUUCCUGAUGAAUAUAGAGUUGAAACAAGCUUAAUUAAAAAACAAAUACGAUGUGAAACAAAAUAUCAGUCAAAUGAAAAAGUAAAAUUUAUAGUUAAAUGGAUAGAAAAUAAAACUAAAUGGAGUUUAUAUAGUGAUAAAUCAGCAUCGAAUAUAAUUAGUUCUUUUUUAAAGUUAUCUGGUUCACAAAUAUUUGGAUUUGAUAUUG